This is a messenger RNA of Physella acuta, 1520 nucleotides long. RefSeq lists its product as uncharacterized. The record is from RefSeq and is a predicted model, not a curated record. NCBI's taxonomy places the organism in Eukaryota, Metazoa, Mollusca, Gastropoda, Physidae. Gene Ontology annotation, molecular function: calcium ion binding.
GAAGCCCGUGUCGCGUCAGCCCGCGCAGCCUACGACACGUUUUGAAACCCAGACGUGAAAAAGAACCCGCGGUUACUUCCCCUUAAACUCCGCUAACAGACGGACGAUAUUUUUAGGUCAAGCAGAACAGAUAAAACAAAACCAUCACCAUGUCAACAUUCGAUGAGAAAGUAGAACUUUUCUUCAAGGAAGCCGACUUGGACAAGAGCGGAGAGCUGACGGUGCUAGAACUCGCUAAAGUCCUCCACAAGGCUGGAGCCGCCCCUACACCCGAGGAUGUCGUGAACAUGUUCCAAGAGAUGGACGCCAACAACGAUCAGAAGAUGACGUUGGACGAGUUGAAAAAGGCUCUCGCUAAAAGGGAUCCCAAAGCUGUUCAGGAAGCUGAACUCAGAUCUGCAUUUAAAGACUUUGACACCGACAACUCUGGCACCGUUUCAGUCAAAGAAAUCGAGGCUGUGCUGGCCAAACAAAAAAUCAAGGCCAAUGCCGAGGCCAUUUUCAAGAAAGCAGACGUCAACUCCGACGGAAAGAUUGACAUUGAAGAGUUCCUCAAGGCAUUCAGAGAGCAGAGUUAAUUAGGCCAAUUAGAGUUGGCACUUCGGGCGAGGCUAGUAUUACAUUUCCUGAGGGUAAUUCAUACUUUGAUAAAGUGAAAUUUAAUUCUGCGUUAAUAAUUCUGUAGUGUAUGCUUUAGUUUUUGAAAUUGCAUUUACGUUUCAUUCAACUAUUUGUAUUAUAGUUGUUUUGUAGAAAACGAAAUUUAAUUUAGAAUAAUUUGUUUUUAGAAUUGAAUUUGAAAAUAAUUUAAAAAAUGUUUAUACGUACAAAAAAAACGAAAAUAUUUUGCGAUUUUUAAGCCUCGAUUAGAAGUUAGAUUUUUAGAACAAAAGCACUAUCAAAUGUAUUAUAGCCCAAUAAAGAUAUUAUUUGUUUACAAUACUACUGUGGUUUUAAUGUGUUCUUUAAGUACUGCUGUCUGCAAUGGUUUUGAACCCAACUUGCUUUCAACAUUUUUACUUCUAAUUUUAUAAUUUAUAUAAACUAUAUCUAGAAAGUUUUUACAUUUUUUCUCUGUAUAGUGAGAUAAUAUCUACUAUUUUAAAAAUUUACUUUAUUAAAUUAGAAAAUUAGUAUUUUUUUUAAAAUGUACCCUCGCAUGUAGCAGAGAUAUUUUAAUGAUAUGAUCACAUAGUUCCCAGAAUAUUUUUCUUUUAAAAUCCAACUUAAAACUAUUUUACUGGGCAAACUUUUGAAACAAAAUCAAACACAAGACGGAUAUGAAAAAUGUCCGUAACAAAUUAAUUUUUGUUUGCAUAAUGCUAUCAUAUUAUUUUUAUAUUUAUGUAAUUCUUUAUUUUACAUAUUUAAUGAAGACAAUUGUAAUCAAAAUUAAUAAUGAGCACCAAAUUUUAAAAUAUUAAAUCACAAGCUAUUCACGCAAUAAAUUUCUCUUGCUUUUGUUAAGGUGUAUUAUGUUUACAUUUUUUUAAACAAUAAAUAAAUGGUGACUUCACUUU